This is a messenger RNA of Pseudogymnoascus destructans, 807 nucleotides long. RefSeq lists its product as uncharacterized. Lineage: Eukaryota; Fungi; Ascomycota; Leotiomycetes; Thelebolales; Thelebolaceae. The record is from RefSeq and is a predicted model, not a curated record. The coding region runs from base 1 to 807 and encodes 268 amino acids. The transcript is spliced from 2 exons.
AUGUCUGGAAUCCCAGUAUACACGCAGAGCCCUAUUACCGCAGCGAAGGCAAAUGCACCUACACCCCAGACCGCUGGCCCAAAAACCUCUACCAGAGCUUCAGCACCAUCUAACAACCCCGCCACAACCACAGCCGUCCCCACUACAACAUCGCCAUACGCCCCCCAACCCGGGCAACCUGCCGUCCCAGCUCCCACAGGCUCUUUAGGUCCCCCAACUGGAGCAGCAAAUAAUUACACGCCCUCGCCCACUACUCCUUCUAAGACAGUCGACCAAGGCCCACCCCCGCCGCAGCCAGGAGCUGUACCAACGCCUCCGGGACGAGCGAAGAGCCCGCUUCCGCCGCCACCAAAGGUGGGAGAGAAGUAUACACCGCCCGAGCCGGCACCCCAAACUACGAGCCCGCCCUACCCUUCUCAGAUGGGAUUUGCGCCGCCGUCGAAUCAGUAUCAGCCUACGGCGACAGCAUCAUCGCGGCCGACAGGAAACUACCCCACCAUGUUGCCGGUGCAGGGUCAGGGGGUUGGGGGGGGGCAAGCGGAGAGAAGGAGCUUUGAGCAUCCGCCUGGAUACCAACAGAAUCCAUAUGGAGGAGGCAUGUCAGGAGACCAGUAUGAUGGUGCGCCGCAGCCAAGUCACGGCGGACAGAGCGGGCAGAGUGGGCAGUGGCAUCGUGCAGGGGAUAUGGAUGAUAAUGCCGGGGGGGAGAGUAUCUGGGAGACGGCGAAGAAGUGGGCUACAACCGCAGGGGGGAAGCUGGUAGAGACGGAGGUAGAGAUUUGGAAGAGAGUUAAUGGAGAGAAGUGA